GGCCCCGCGCGUCCCCCCUCGGCGCCCGGCCCCGGCCCGGCCCGCCGCGUCCCGCCGCGCCGCCACCAUGAGCUCCACGCAGUUCAACAAGGGGCCCUCGUACGGGCUGUCGGCCGAGGUCAAGAACCGGCUGCUGUCCAAAUAUGACCCCCAGAAGGAGGCAGAGCUCCGCGGCUGGAUCGAAGGGCUCACAGGCCUGUCUAUCGGGCCUGACUUCCAGAAGGGUCUGAAAGAUGGAGUCAUCCUGUGCACACUCAUGAAUAAGCUGCAACCAGGCUCGGUCCCCAAGAUCAACCGUUCCAUGCAGAACUGGCACCAGCUGGAAAACCUGUCCAACUUCAUCAAGGCCAUGGUCAGCUACGGCAUGAACCCCGUGGACCUGUUUGAGGCCAACGACCUGUUUGAGAGCGGGAACAUGACGCAGGUGCAGGUGUCUCUUCUUGCCCUGGCCGGGAAGGCCAAGACAAAGGGGCUCCAGAGCGGCGUGGACAUUGGUGUCAAGUACUCAGAGAAGCAGGAGCGCAACUUUGACGAUGCCACCAUGAAGGCAGGCCAGUGCGUCAUCGGGCUCCAGAUGGGCACCAACAAGUGCGCCAGUCAGUCGGGCAUGACGGCCUACGGCACAAGAAGGCAUCUGUACGACCCCAAGAACCACAUCCUGCCCCCCAUGGACCACUCGACCAUCAGUCUCCAGAUGGGCACCAACAAGUGUGCCAGCCAGGUGGGCAUGACGGCUCCGGGGACCCGGCGGCAUAUCUACGACACCAAGCUGGGGACCGACAAGUGUGACAACUCCUCCGUGUCCCUGCAGAUGGGCCACGCGAAGGGUGCCAACCAGAGCGGCCAGGUCUUUGGCUUGGGGCGCCAGAUCUGUGACCCCAAGUACUGCCCUCAAGGCCCCGCGGCCGAUGGGGCUUCGGCGGCUGCGGGCGACUGCCCGGGCUCAGGGGAGGCCCCGGAGUAUGCCCCCUACCACCCCCAGGAGGAGGCUGGUUACUGAGGCACCCGAGCGGGCGUCUCCACACAUGGCUGCGUGUGGUUUGGGGGUUCUUCUGUGCUUGUCUUGUUUUUCUCCUUGUCUGAGCGCUGCCGGCUGAGAGCUUACGGGGAAGGGGUGAGGCAGGGGCAGACCUGCGCGGUGGGAGGGCUCCGGGCGCCGCAGAUUUCCCAGCAGGCUUUGGGCUUGAGCCGUGGGGGUUUGAGCAAGACACCGGGGCGGGGAGGGACCAGCCCUGAACGGUUUCCGGUUGCCUCUCCUCUUCUUCCCUUUUCUCUUCUGAUCAGUUUGUGGUUUCUGUACCCACAGAAGUUUCAGGCAGUUUUAAUGAAAGAAAUUUUUCCUUUUUUUUGAGGAGCAGUGGUGGGAAGGAAGGCGGCCCCCAGGAGAGAGGGCCAGGCCAGAAUCCAAAAUAUUUGAGGUCUUGUGGGAACUGGAUUUCUUUAGCCCCCUCAGAUUCACCUGUGGCUCGUCCCAGGGGCUAGUGGGGAAACUGAGGCCCAGCCAGGACAACAGAGUUCUGGGCAGAAAAGGGAGAACCGCUCCCCACCCCCACCCCCACCCCCACCCUCCCAUACUUCUCUGCAUUCCUCUACCAAGGGAAGAGGACACGUUCUCGGCACUAGGGUCCCCAACCCGGAGGUCCUACCCAGGGACUGGCCCCCGUCCAGGAGCCCUGGGACCAAGAGAUAAUGUGAAAUGUUGACUGUGGACCAAAGGCAAUAAAAACCUCUUUUUAGGAAGAAA
Mustela erminea (ermine) is the source of this 1744-nucleotide messenger RNA. It is a transcript of the gene CNN2, whose product is annotated as calponin 2. Gene Ontology annotation, biological process: actomyosin structure organization. Gene Ontology annotation, molecular function: actin binding. Bases 68 to 1000 code for a protein of 310 amino acids. NCBI's taxonomy places the organism in Eukaryota, Metazoa, Chordata, Mammalia, Carnivora, Mustelidae. The transcript is spliced from 7 exons. The record is from RefSeq and is a predicted model, not a curated record.